UUCAGAGUUGAGUGACAUAACUUAACCCUUUUUCUUCACAUCUCUCUUCUCAAAGUCGCAACACGAAGGAAGAAGAAGAAGAAGAAGAAGAAGAUCCCGGAGAAUAAUAUGGCUACGGCGAUUGUACGUUCAGCUCUUUCCCGAGCAGCGAUCCGCGUAACUCCCAAAACAUCCGUCGCUCCUAAACGAAGCUUCUCCUCUUCCGCCGGCCAUGACGAUGCUUAUGAAGCAGCGAAGUGGGAGAAGAUAACGUAUUUGGGUAUUGCUAGUUGCACUGCUCUAGCCGCCUAUGUUUUAUCCCAGGGCCAUCAUCACGGUGAAGACCCUCCUGCCUAUCCGUAUAUGCACAUCCGUAACAAGGAGUUUCCUUGGGGUCCAGAUGGUCUGUUUGAGGUGAAGCACAAUGAUGGGCACUGAGUCUUGCGUGUACACAAUAACGUCUUCUUUGGUUUAUUUGAAAGGCUAAAUGCUCUACCGUAUUUGUUCCUUAACGUUUGUUUGUCAACGAUUUGCUACUUCAGUCUCGUUUCUUUUGUUGGGAAUAAGAAUUUAUACUCUGCUUGGUUUAUUAUCCAAGACUUAUGUCCUUCAAAUC
Messenger RNA from Camelina sativa (false flax), 595 nucleotides. NCBI's taxonomy places the organism in Eukaryota, Viridiplantae, Streptophyta, Magnoliopsida, Brassicales, Brassicaceae. The record is from RefSeq and is a predicted model, not a curated record.